AUGGCGCCCACCGAUACGACACCCACGGCAGCUGACACAACAGUCGUCGGCGAUGUCGAGAAUGCAUCUACUGCUAAGGUCUCUGAAAUCGGCUCCGAUAUCCAAGCCAUAAGCGAGUGGCAAGCACCGCAGUAUCAAGAGCAUCCCAAAACCGACGAGAUUGUCAAGCAGGUUGAGUACUACCUCUCGGAUGAGAACCUUCCCUCGGACAAAUACCUUCUCGACAAGACUGGUGGCCAUGAGAACAAGCCAGUCUCUAUCAAGAGCAUUUGCGGAUUCCCCAAGAUGCGUCAAUACAAGCCCUACAGAUCCGUCGUGGAGUCUUUGAGAAAGAGUACACUGCUUGAAGUUGUUGACGACAAGUUCAUCAAGCGUAGACAGCCGCUCACCAUCAAGCCGAUUGUGUCCCCUGAGGAGAUCAAGGUGGCCAUGGAAGAAGAUCAAAAGAAAAAGGGCAAUGUGCCUCCUGCCAACCAGCCCUGGAUGACCAAGGGAAUGAUGAAACCUACAGGUUUUGAGGAGUUCUUCGCAGACGCGCCCGUCACCCCUGCUGCAUUUGAGGAAGAGCAGUCUCUUUAUGACAGGCGUAUUGAGACGGCAAUCCAACGCUACCGCGCUCGUCGCAAGUUCCACCAACAUACUGCUCAGGUCUUCAACAAGUUCAUGAACUAUGGCGGCAUCGAGUCCGGACCCAAGAUGUUCGGCGGUAGCGACAACAAAGACCUGGCCGAAAAAGACGCUGCGGAAAUCGCCGCUUUGACCGCCAUACAUUUCGUCUGCGAGGAUGUUCUAAGCUCCGACAGAUGGGAGGUCGACUUCGUGGGCGUCGCAAAGGGUUUCUUCUCUUGUCACAUCAUGACCGAACUCGAGAGCAGCACCGGACACGCAGACAUCUCAAGAGCGACCAAUAUCGUACGCAACUUCUACAACUAUCUGCUGCACCACAAUGUCUGCCCAGAGUUCACGGAUCAAAUCCAUGCUGCACGCAAGAUUUGCGACCUCGCAGACGUGGAGCUCUUCAACGUGAUCGUCGUCAGUGAAAGGCUCCCAGGCUCGUUCAAUACAGCCGUCUCAGCCACCCACGGUGGUACUGUUGCGGGGGUGUAUUCCGACGACCAGGGCUGGGAAGAUGUUGGCAAAAUCGACCGCACUCUUCAGCAUUGCCGAGACACUGUCAAGUUUGCCCUCUCUGCCUAUGGUUCUCAGGAGCAGUACGAGAGAGUCGCUGAUGUUGAAAAGUUCGAAACUGUCUACAAGGAACAGAUUAGCCUGGAGGUAACCAAGGUCGAAAUGGCCGAUGAGGCAACACGUGCACUGUACGCUACUGCUCGGGAGAAGAAGCCCUUUUUGGCUGCACUCGGCAAGCUUCAUUGUCGCCGCUGGACUUAUCCGUUGGCACCCACGUUCAGCCACUCUGAGGAGGCAAUCAAGAGACAACAAACCGAGCACAGCAUGGUUCUUUGGAUCGAGGAUGACAUCCUCCAGUACUGCUCAGUAGGUAUGAAGAUUGAGGGUGAAGUGCGCGAGCUAGACAUUGGCAUCAAAUGGUUGGAUAGCGUUCGUGCGAUCAGUCCUUCGUUCUUUGAAUGGCUCCCCAAUGAGCUCUAUCGUAAGCAAAAGGCCCUCAAGAACGAGGAGGAAGCACAGCAGACGAACGACCAGGUCAAUCUGGAGGGCUCUGACGGCUCCAGCGAGAUGACUGGCUCACAGAUCGAGGACGCUUGAGCGACAUCUGGUUCAACGAGCGAAUGCAAGACCGGGGAAACAGUAACGAUGCUUAGCUUGCCAUGGAGAGGGAGAUCAAUCCAUAGUUUCAUAGCAGUUUCAUAGCAAUGAAGCCUCUUUGACUGCC
Messenger RNA from Aureobasidium pullulans EXF-150, 1852 nucleotides. RefSeq lists its product as uncharacterized. The transcript has 5 exons. Gene Ontology annotation, cellular component: ARC complex; nucleus. Gene Ontology annotation, biological process: regulatory ncRNA-mediated gene silencing. The record is from RefSeq and is a predicted model, not a curated record. NCBI's taxonomy places the organism in Eukaryota, Fungi, Ascomycota, Dothideomycetes, Dothideales, Saccotheciaceae. Gene Ontology annotation, molecular function: mRNA binding. Bases 1 to 1725 code for a protein of 574 amino acids.